AUACUAGUUUUAAUUCUAAUCGCUUUGAAUACGAUUAAAAAGUACUGUCCUCCUCUACUUAUCUUUUGGUUUUGGGAAAAUCCCACCAACAUCACGGGUCACGCGUUGUUUAAAACAUUGAUAAUAGAGGUUAAUCAUCAAACACAAUUGAAUUAGCAAAAUUUUAUUGUAUCUACCCAAUACUCAUCAUCACCCGAAGAACAUAAUUUAUACUGUUCCAAUAAUAAUGACUCAGUUUUUUCUCUCGGCCAUUAUUAUCUCUUUAGUUUCUCUAUCAGCAUUCGCUUGGCAUCCCAGACAUAAUGUAACUGAAAAACAUAGCAUCGUCCGACGAAAUGCAAACACCGAAUAUACAACAAUUGUCAAUUUCUGGCAAGAACACAAAAAAGAACUCAAUUCAAAUACCAACCAUGAAGAAGUUGUUUUGGUAAUGGGAAAUACUGGCGCAGGAAAAACUACACUCGUAUCGGCUUUAGUUGGACGGAAAAUACGAGCUACCAGAGAACGUGGUUAUCCAGAAUAUGUUGAUGAUGAAGGAAAAAUUGGAAGAGGCACCUCAUCCAAAACCCUCGUUCCUGAAGCAAUGAUUGAUGGCAGAAACAAUGUAACCUACAUCGACACUUCAGGAUUUCGAGACAAUCGAAAUAUUGAAUACGAAAUUUCUUCAAUAUAUUUUCAAAAUAUUCUCAUGAAUCGUGUGAAAAAGGUAAAAUUCGUCUUCGUCAUUAGUUAUGAUUCCCUCAAGAAUUCUGGAAACAAAAAUGAUUUUGACGAUUUACUAGAACGUAUUGGUGAAUUUAUCAAAAAUGUUACCAAGUUCCAUGAUGGAAUAGCAUUGGUUGCAACUAAAGUCGAAAAUACCUAUGAACAAUCUGAUGAUGGUGGGUUUUUUUUGGUCAAUGACAACCAAUCCGUUCUAGAAGGUAUUGGUAAUUAUUUAAGAGAAAAACGAGAAACUUAUAGUCGUAAAAAAGAGAAUCCUGAAAAGUAUAGAAUGUUUGUGAGAUUGAUAGAUGCCUUGUUGGAAAAGAAAAACAACUCUUAUUCAAAAAUUGCCAUUUUUCGACAGCCUACUGGUCAAGGAUUAUUGACAAAGAUUAAAAGUGCAAAUGCUGAAAUUAAUGCCAUUGCCAAAAUGAUACUAGAAAAUCUAAACUAUGUUGAAAAAAACAAGGAUGACUUUGGAUUUGCACUGUCCAAAAAUUCAAAAAACACUGUUGACCGAAUAGUGAGUGAUAUGUUUAGAGACACUUUAACAAAUCGUUUAUACAAAUUGGGCAAUGAGACUCUAACGCACUUUGAACAAAUAGAAAAGCAACAUAGUGAUAUUGGAUAUUUACGUGACCAAAUUUUAUUUGCUGUCGAUGUUUUAGCCAAAAUACAAAAUGCAAAUGAACCACUUGAACUAUUUCAAAACUUUUUGAAUGCAACCAAUUUUUUGAAUAUAUUUGUAUCAUUGAAUAAUUUGAACAUCAUUUCUGAAGACAUCAAAGCCUUGCAGUUCUUUACAACAGUGUCAAAUACUAAUGGAGACUUAAACAUGAUGUUUUUGAAAGCCGAAACUCAAAAUAUUGUACAAUAUAUCGAAAAUAUGAGUACAUUUUAUGAAUUUUUACAAAAUUUGCAAACAAAUUUAGAUUCAUACAGUGCACAAAAAUUAAAACAUGAUCCGCGCAUCUCCAAUAUUAUGAGAUCAUGCAAAAGCUCAAAGAGAUUGUCUCUUCAGAAUAUUAUGAAUUUAGAAAGUGUUGUCAAGGAAAUUGGUAGUGAUGGAAUUUAUAGGAAAAUCAGUACAUUUGUACUCAACGAAUAUCAAUUGAAGCAUUUAAGAUCGGUUUUUGGUACUUUUGAGAAUGAACUGGAUGUUUUAUGUCAAACUCCGUCGACACCAAUGAUAGUUAAGGGAUUCAAUAUUAAAAUGAGCGAUGUGGUUAAAAUUGAUUGCUGGUCGCAGGCAAACAACAUACAAAUCUUUGCAUUGAACAGAAUUUUUCUAGACACUUCCAUUGACAAAACAGGGGAAGAGACUCAAUUAUCUAUAAUUGCGCCAACAUGGGAAGUUCUUGGUGAACGGAAUAUUAUUUUGGAUGGAAAGACAGGAAGCCCACAUGAGAAACCUAGUGCAGAUUCAGCUUUUGCAAAUAUUGAAAAUGGAAGAGAUGGUUUGCCGGGACUUCCAGGUGGUUCUGCUGGGCAUUUCUUCGGAAUCGGUAAGGAAUUCAUAAAUGCAGAUUAUUUGCAUAUACAAGCAAACGGUGGCAAAGGAGGCCCAGGACAAAAUGGAGGAAAGGGUGCAGAUGGCAUCCCAGGUACAUCACUGCCAGAGUCAUUUUUUAAAAUUGACCAAAAUUUUGAAGAAAUUGAACAGUAUUUAAAAGCCAAUAAUUACUGCUACGAAUAUUGGGAUAACUUCAAACCAAAAGAAGUUCAGGUGACAUUUACAACUUCAUAUCAUUUAGAAGUCAAGGGUAAACCUGCAAAGAAACCAUCUAAUGGAGGAAAUGGUGGUAUCGGUGGCAAAGGAGGUUUAUCUGGUAAAAUUAUAAUUCAUGGCUUAAAGAGACCGAUCAUUGUGAAAACUUCCAACAAUACAGGUUCUGAAGGUAUUGGAGGACAAGGCGGAAUUGGUGGCGAAAAAACAUCGGAAGGUAAAACUGUUAAUUUUUACGCUGAAACUCUUGUAUCUUUAAUUUAUAGUAAAAAUUACAAAAAAGAUAUCAAAUGGACAGAUGGUGCUUUAAUUCCGGCAGCGAAAAAUGGAAAACCUGGCAUCAAUAUCAAUAAUCAAAAAUUACCAACUACCAAAUUAAUGGCGAAUUCAUACUUAGCAAUUAAUUCCUACAAAGAGUUUUUGAGAAUGAACCUACCCGAGAACAUCAAGGAAUCAGAAUUGAGAACUCUGAUUCACGAUAUUGAUACUGAUGAUUUCAUCAAUGCACAAUAUAAUACAAUUGCUUUUGUUAAGGAAUUCGAAGGAUUAGAGAGUCAAUAUCUUCAAUUAAGAAAUGAAAUAGAUUUCAUCCCAUUCUAUAAUUCGUUACUCCAUCGCAUUGAAGACUUUGCAAAGUCCGAAAAAAACUUACAGAACAAGAAAGUCCUCAGUUACAUAUACACAGCUACUCUAACCAAAGUCUUUACAUUAAAAAAGAAACGAAAAGGCAAGACUGUAGUCAAUUUGAACAAAUAUCUUAGCAUUAUUGAAUCGAACGUGAGGGAAUUUCGAAAAGAAAAACAAUUGGAAAUUAUUCAAAAUUAUCGCAUCGAUUAUGAAAAGAACUUGCAAAAUAAAAUUGACGAAGCAAAUAUGUUCAUAAAUAGUACCAUUGAACCUGAACUCGAUAGGCUUUGGGACGAAUCAGAUAAACAAGUGAAAAAACUUAUUGACGAAUUAAAUGAAAAGAAAAAUUCGACCGAAAAUGAAAUGUUAACACUAGAAAAGAAUAAGGAAAAAAUUCGUCAAAUGAUGACUUAUCGUUCCAUGCUUCUUCCACUUAAACUUUCUGGUACGGUUCUAAGUUUUUGCGGACCUAUUGGUGCUGGGGCUGGUGUAGCAUUGACAAGUACAGCAGCCAUAGCUGAAGGAUUAAUUGCUACUAAUAUUUUGCCCCAGGAUCAAAAGAAAAUAUUUUCACUAGACCCAACUCUGAAAUUAAUGUCACGAGUUACAGAAGUUUUGAAUAAUAAACCCAAACUAUUAGCUGAAAAACUUACCGCAGUGAUUGAAAAACUAGAUAAAAUCAAAGAGGAUCUCUCAACUUCACAAAAGGAUAAAAUCGAAAUUUCUCAAAAGACUGCAAUUCUAAAAGAACAACUUGAAGAAAUUAAACAAAGAAAAGCAAAUAAUAUACCACAAAUUGAAAAAAGGGAUAGAGAUUUAAAAAGAAUUGAGGAAGAACUUAAUGACUUCACAAAUUCAAGAAAAGAUAUUGUAGAAAAAGAAAUAAAGCUUUCCAAAGAGCUCACAACAGAAUCAAAACCCGAAGAAACAUUAAAAAAGGAAAAGAAACUUGAGAAACGUCUUCGUCGUAUCAAUGAUGUGCAAUCUGUUUUAAAUAGUGCCGAAGUAGCAUUUAGCUUCUGGCAAAAAAUAGAAAAUGACGAAGGGGAGAUAUCAAAAAUCAAUAAACAAAUUUUUGAAUAUAGUGAUGAAUUAAAAGUCAUUGAAAAAUUGGAAAAUCAAGUGUACGAAAUAGUGAUUCCUGAUCUACGACAAAUCGAAGAAACUAUCAAUGAAAUGAAAACUUCGUCAAAUGGAUCUUCACAUGCUAAAUUGGAUCUUAAUAAAUGGACAGUAAGAUCUACUUUAAAAGAUGUUAAAUCAAUGCUACAAAAAUUCACCCACAAGAUGAGUCACGAACUUCAGACUGAUUUAAUGCGUUUCAUGGAGAAGAUUGAUGAAGGAUUUUCUAUUCUAAUUGACAUUUAUGAUCGCAUUGAUUCCUACUCGGACAGUGUCAAACAAGCCAAUUAUAUGGCUCAUAUUGUAUCAGCACCAGUGAUGAGCAUUCAAGUGACUGACUCUGAAUUAAGUCAGGCACUAAAUAGCCUGAAUUUACUAAUACAAUCGAAUAUAUUAUUUGAAAAAUACGGCAUUGCAUUGCAAGCAUUCAAACAACAUUAUUUUCCAUUUGCCGCUCAUGUUAUGCAGAAAUUUCAACUUCCUGCCGACUUGAAGCUCAAUGAUAUUGAGUCAUUAAGGUUGAAUAUUAUUGACAGAAUUAAAGAAAUGAAAAAUCAUAUUGAUGAAAGUGAGGCGACAAUAAGUGACUAUAGCAAAUUCAUUCACAAUAGAAAUGUUUUUAACAGCAAUGAUGUUGGGUCUUUGCCAUUCUACGCCUGGAAUCAUGACACUAUUCAGGAUGAUAUCCAAAAAUUGUUAAAUGGAUCGGAGAUCUUAAUGAAGGCUGACAUAUCUAAAGGAUUGAAUUACAAUUCGGUGAAAUUUAAUGAUAUUGGAAUAAAUUUUAGAUUUAAAAAUGAAAAUUUGCAAAAUAAUUUCAAUUCUGUGCUGCGAAAUUUUGGCCUGACCAUGACUUUAGUUGGUAAUAAUUACUAUCGUUGUGGGGAACGAUACUAUUUCAUAUCAUUUGAUGACGCUAUUACAAUAUCUUACAAUCUUAAUAAGAACGAAGAUCCAAAUGAGGUGUAUAAAACUAUUCGAGAUAGUCACACUUUUCUCAGUCCUUAUGGAUUAUGGAGUAUAAGAUUGAGACAAGUUAAUAAAUCGGUUUCUUUUAAUCAGUUGAAGAAGUUUGCAAAUGAAUCAAUUGACAUGGAGCUGGUUGGUCGUGGAUAUUAUAUUGAACAGAAUCCUGAAUUUAAUUUUAAUGUUUGCAAUGAAUAUUUGGAUUCGUUUUAUUCUAUGGAAAAUAUUGUUAAAGAACUUAGUUAGAUUUUUUCAUUUCCUUUAAUGUUGUUUGAAGGCAUGUACAAAAUGUAGUGCUGACACUCUUAAAUGUAACGAGUAAACUAUUAAAUAAUUAUUUUAAAACAAAA
Episyrphus balteatus (marmalade hoverfly) is the source of this 5496-nucleotide messenger RNA. RefSeq lists its product as uncharacterized. The record is from RefSeq and is a predicted model, not a curated record. The transcript has 5 exons. Bases 227 to 5392 code for a protein of 1721 amino acids. NCBI's taxonomy places the organism in Eukaryota, Metazoa, Arthropoda, Insecta, Diptera, Syrphidae.